UGGUUUUUUUUGUUGUACAGGGCGCUCAAGGAAGAAAAAUAUGCUGCCCGCAGGGCAAUAUUGCCAUUGCUUCAAGCCGAAGAGGAUGAAAGAUUUGUCAAAGAAUGGAAGAAGUAUCUCGAGGAAGAGGCCAGAAUCAUGAAAGACGUGCCUGGUUGGAAAGUGGGUGAAAAUGUGUACAACUCUGGAAGGUGGAUGCCUCCAGCAACUGGGGAGCUUCGUCCCGAUGUCUGGUAAAGAUUUGAUGGUCCAGUGUCGAAAGUUCUUCUGGUGAAUGGGUUUCAGCAGUAACAUAGUUUCUUUCCUGCGACAUUGCACUAUCCUCUGGCUGGAAUUCUUAUUUAAAUAAAGAUGAUGUUGAAAAAUCUGUUCACUCUUAUUCAAGCUACUUUACAAAAAUCUGUCAAUUUGCUUUUCCAACACAGUCCAUUUUGCUUGAAAAUGUGGGACCCAUGAAAUCCUCUGAUUUGUAUGGGACUCUUCAGAUUUUACGAUUUAUAUCUUCCUUUCGCAGUCUAAUAAACGUCAAUGUGGUUUCUUUU
Olea europaea var. sylvestris is the source of this 542-nucleotide messenger RNA. Its product is annotated as NADH dehydrogenase [ubiquinone] 1 alpha subcomplex subunit 13-B-like. Lineage: Eukaryota; Viridiplantae; Streptophyta; Magnoliopsida; Lamiales; Oleaceae. The record is from RefSeq and is a predicted model, not a curated record. The annotation marks the transcript as partial. The transcript has 2 exons.